UUGGUCAGAGCUGGUAGGCUACAACCAAGCUCCACACACACGAGAGGGGAAAAGAGAGAGAAGGAGUGAGUUUAAAGGAGAAGAGAAAGAGGAAACUGUGUCUGUUGGAGAGGAAGCCUCACUCACACCUCACUCACAACAUAGCAAAGAGGGAAUUGCAAGACCAGAGACACAGCAACCUAGCCUGGGAGCAGGAGGACUGACCAGCCUACUGAACCACACAGGCAGAGAAUAUAACAGAGAAUAAAACCUGAGCGCUUGGGGUACAGAAGACCAGUGACAACAGCCCCUCUGAGCCAGUGGAUCCACAACAACAUUCUACCACCCUGAUCCAGACACUGAGGAACCAGAGACCCAGAGAUCCAGAGGAAGCCCCAACAGCACCCUCGCGCUGCCUUCCAGAGUAGAAUAUGUCCUGCCAGCCCAGCCAACCCUGCCGCUGAGCCGCUGGGGCACCAUGAUAUCCCACUACCCCCUGGCCAUCCUGCUGCCCUGGCCCCCCGGUCCCCACGGACACUGCUCCGACAUGGAGGCCUCUCUGCUGGAUGGGGAGGGAGGGGUGGCCCUGCAGAGGUACCAGGCUCGAUCACCAGAGAGCAGCCCCCGACACUGGAGCUCGGUGCAGGACUGGGGGGAGGAAGUGGAGGAGGGAGCAAUAUACAACGUGACACUGAAGAGGGUCCAGAUUCAGCAGGCUGCCAACAAGGGAGCAAGAUGGCUGGGGGCUGAGGGGGACCGGCUGCCCCCUGGCCACACAGUGAGCCAGCUGGAAACCUGUAAGAUCCGGAGUAUCCGUGCGGGAACGCUGGAACGGCUGGUGGAGACCCUGCUGACGGCGUUCGGGGACAAUGACCUCACUUACACCAGCAUCUUCCUGUCCACGUACCGCGCCUUCGCCAGCACACACACCGUGCUGCAGCUGCUGUUGGACAAAUAUGGAAUUCCAGAGGAUAGUGAAGGACAGAUGGAGCGAUGUAGACCCUCUGAAACCAAAGGAGCCGUUCGAACUGCCCUGGCCUCCAUCCUUCGAGUCUGGCUGGACCAGUGUCCAGAGGACUUCCAGGAGCCUCCAUCUUACCCCUGCCUCCACAGAGUCAUGGCCUAUCUACAGAGGGCCCUGCCUGGAUCGGAGCCCAUUCGUAGAGCCCAGAGUCUACUGGGGCAGCUACAAGCCGAGGCCAGUCUGGAUCCAGACUCCGAGGGUUUCUCUGGCGGUUUCCAUGGCAACAGCUCCUUCUGCCUGGGUGAGGAUGAGGAAGUGGAGAUCGAGGUCCAGGAAGACUUCCUGUCAUUUGAUGCAGAUUUGGUGGCCGAGCAGCUAACCUAUAUGGAUGCGUUGUUGUUCAAGAAGGUGGUUCCUCACCACUGUCUGGGUUCCAUCUGGUCCCAGAGGGAUAAGAAGCAAAACAAGCACAGUGCUUCCACCAUCCGUGCCACCAUCACCCAGUUCAAUGCUGUGGCAGCAUGUGUGGUCAGCACCAUACUGCACCGACGCCAGAUCCGCCCGCACCUCAGGGCACGGGUCAUCCAGCGCUGGAUAGACGUCGCUCAGGAGUGUCGCAUGCGUAAGAACUUCUCCUCGUUGCACGCCAUCGUAUCUGCACUGCAGUCCAACCCACUCUACAGACUGAAGAGGGCCUGGUCCUGCGUGCACAAAGACGGCAUCUCUACGUUCGAGGAACUAUCAGACAUCUUCUCAGAUCACAACAACUACCUGACCAGCCGAGAGCUGCUGAUGAGGGAGGGCACCUCUAAGUUUGCCAAUCUGGAAGGCUGUGCUAAGGAGCACCAGAAACGCAUUCACAAACGACUCCAGCUGCAGAAGGAAAUGGGUGCCAUGCAGGGGACGAUACCUUACCUGGGCACCUUCCUGACAGACCUGACCAUGUUAGAUACUGCUCUACCAGACCUAGUAGAGGGUGGGCUCAUCAACUUUGAGAAGAGACGGAGGGAGUUUGAGGUGAUUGCUCAGAUCAAGCUGCUGCAGUCUGCGUGUAACAGCUACUGUCUGAGUGCUGACGCUGCCUUCCUGCGCUGGUUCAAGAGCCAGCCCCAGCACAGUGAGGAGGAGAGCUAUGCUAUGUCUUGUGACAUUGAAGGAGUGGGAGACAGCAGUCCUACUUCACCCAAACCCCGCAAGAGCAUGGUCAAGAGACUUAGCCUACUGUUUCUGGGUGUAGACUCCUCGGCAGCGAGUUCCCCGUUGAGGGAAACACCUCGGUCGCCUCCUACUGGCAGCUCUGGGGAGAGCAUGGACUCAGUAAGUGUGUCGUCUAGUGACUCCAGCCCUUCAGAAAGCGAUGGCAUGGCCAUGACCCCUAUACACACCUCCGACGCUCAGCAGAACAAGUUGUCCGAGUCUUCUUCCUGUACUUCUCUCCACUCCAUGGACACCACCUCAUCAUCAGCCAGUGUUCCAGUGACCCCGGCCUCUCCCUCUCUCCCCGGGCCACCCUGCAUGCACCGUCGCUCUGUCUCCCUGACACCCAUGUCCCCCUCCUCCCCCAUGCCCCCGGCCUACAACACCCAGGCCCAGGACGCCUGCAUCAUCAGAGUCAGCCUGGAGCAGGGCAAUGGCAACCUCUACAAGAGCAUCCUGUUGACGAGUCAGGAUAAGACUCCAGCAGUGAUUUCUAGAGCUGUGGCCAAACACAACCUGGAGAGUGAGCCUGGGGAGGGAUAUGAGCUGGUGCAGGUCAUCUCUGACGAGAGAGAGCUGGUGAUUCCAGACAACGCCAACGUCUUUUACGCCAUGAACACCUCAGCCAAUUUUGACUUCCUGCUGCGUGUGCGAGGCACCGCGGGGAGGCCGGUCCAGCUGAGAAGUCGCUGCGCCUCCACACUCCCCCGCGCCCAGCAGCGCUCCAGCCUGUCUCUGCGCCUCAGCAAGGUCACACUGUGACUCCCAGGACAGGGGCACAAGGACUGGAGGGGGUGGGAGACUGAGACGGAAGCAUGGGGGAGUGAGUUGAAGUCAAUGAGACUCUGAAUACCCUAUUCCCAAAACCCCUGUCCCCAAUCGGACCCCCACCUCUCAGUGCCCACAUACAUCCCCCAACUCCAGAAGCAGCCUGUGGCCUUCCAAUCCCUGUCCCUACCACCCCCCCAACCCCUAUGGACUAUUAUGGAUGUGUAGUGGGACUUCAGUGCCAUAUAGAAUAUAGAUGCCUUUGGCAGAGCGAGACAGUGCCCCCUCCCCGCAACCUUCCGCUCUCCACAUGAAGAGGUUUUGCACAUGCAGGAGGAGUGACUCCUGCCCUCCAUCAGUAUUCAGCUUUUUUUUAAUCAACUCUCUUCUUUCCUGUGAUGCCUGUUAUGUUUCCCAUUCAGAGGGAGAUGGGAAGGAGAGUGAGACUGCGAUGUCCAGUCCUGUUGCCUUUAUUAAUGAUGAUGAUGAACUCCUGUGUCAGUAUUAAUCUGGGUGAUUGAUUGACAGGAGCUGUGUGAUGUCACUAUCUUUCUUCUUUGUUUCCUUCACCUCAUUGUGUGCACUGUGUGUAACACACCAGACUGCGCUUCUAAUAUUCUGAGCUGUGUGACGAAUACCAUUAUAGAGGCAUUCUGAUAGGUUCCUACUUGGUUUUAACAAGUCCUUUCCUUUUGAAAUUGCUUAGCUGUCCUAUCUCAUCUGUAGGGUGUAGUGACACAUAAGAUGGGUCUCUAUGUGAGGCCCGGAUUGAGUGGCCUGCCGCGCUGAUUAGCAGCCCUGAUAGAGAUGCACUUGUUGGUGGCUAGGUGACGUCAGGAGGUGGGAAAUGGGUGGAAUGAGUGACCUGCUCUUCUUCUUUUCACCUCUGCACAAAAUGAAGUAUAGUUUUGUUUUCCUCUGUUUUUUACAGGGCAGAAGAAAAAAGUAUAUGUAUCAAACUUGGAGAGGGUUCCAAAGGAUGAUGUUCUUAAAUGAUAUGUGAAUUCAGAUUGUCAGAAAGAAGACAGUGCCAGAUUUGCUGUGCUUCAUUUGGAAUCGUGACAGAGGGACAGACUCCCACUCCAGUGCUCAGUGGGUGCACAUUACAUUAAUGAGCACUGGGGCUUAUUCAGGAAGGUGCAGGGUUAAGGUCUAUCUGCUGAACACUCCGUCACUUAUCAUGUGCACUUGGGUGGAGUCAGAUUUUUUAGAGCAGCACCGUUUGGCAACAUGAUACCCUCGCCAGUCCAUGUGUUCCUAGAUCCCCCCAUUUAUAAACAUUCACAAGGCUGCAAUAGCAGAGAUUUUCUUCCCAUUUGUGAAAAAACGAAGAAUCACAUUGAAAACUACCACUGUUGGCUAAUUUAAAAGAAAACCAACUGCAUUUUUGAAUAAUAGCUAAAUCUAAUGAAAGUUUCGGUUUGUUUUACAUUACCUCAUUUUGUGCCUGCUAGUUGGCUGUAGGCUAAAAAUAGCAAGCUAGCCUUUCCAUCUUCCCACAUCGUCCCAAUUUAUAAUUAAAUAAAUGCCCUGGCAAAUAUUCUUAUACUUGCCAGUGUAACCUACAACAUUAUUCCAGUUUAAUCUGCUGCUUGAAUGUAUUCGCUCCCAUAUCAGCUAAAAAUAGAAUGUGGUCAUUUUUGCUCAUGGAGAAAAAGCACAUGGCUAGCAGCUGUUUUACCAUUUUUAGAAGUAGCCUAAAAUCAAGUAAUUACUUCUAAACAAAAUAUGGUUUGUGGGGGGAUUGUAAUAAGGCUAUAAUGUUUAUGGUUUGUGGGGGGAUUGUAAUAAGGCUAUAAUGUUUAUGGUUUGGGGGGAUUGUAAUAAGGCUAUAAUGUUUAUGGUUUGAACAGUCGCUGAGAUUACUUUUAGUUAUCAAUGCAAAAUAGGCUACUUUAGUUCUUAGCAUCAGAUCACUUUUGUUUUCACGGAUUUAUAGCAACACUGGUGCUUAUUUUUAGAGCAAAUUGAUAGAUGUAGAGUUAAUUAUUUAGUGAAACCAGUGGUGUAGUGAAGGGUAAAUGUUUUGCGGGAAAAUUAAUUCAACGUAUAAGGAGCUUGACUUUUUUCACCGCAACCCCACUUUUUUCUACCACUACAGUGUGUGAAACAGCUUUGUGCCAAAAGAGAGAGGAACAAAAUCACAUUUUUGGGGUUCAAUUUCAACCAAGUAAAUUUGGUGGUAAAAUACAGCCUCAUUAUCUACACAACAGUGCCCCCACCCUCACAAAAGGAACAAUAUGCUGCAUUUCAACGUUUUUGUGGAGAGAAUCGGCGUAGCAAGCGACUAGGUAGGCUUACGUACUACAAGGAGCCGCCCAUUUUGUGGUGAAAAAUGACAUUCAAGUACUGCGUUGCGCUCUGUUUGCGUAAACGUUCAGAUGGAAAUUGUCAUUCGGAAUAGGCAGUCAUGUCUGCUCUUACAACAGUCUCAACAUUACAGCCCCCUGUGCACCGAGCCUCAGCCAAUCACUCACUCCCAAUAGUUUGAGUCGCAGACGAAAUGAAGAAAAGAAAUCACACCAGCCCACACUGACACUAACUCAGUUCCUCCUGUGCCCAGGCCUCUACACACACACACACACCUCCCACUUUAACAGAAACCCUUACUGGCUCCCACACACUGCCUAAACAGCAUUAACACCACCACCCCAUCGGUCACACACACACACACUGAAUGCUGUCCCUCCUGUGCCAUAAAUACCUAUUCUCUCCUUGCACACUGUGGUUAUGUUUAUAACACUCGUUCUCUAAUACUGACAUUCUGGCCAUCUCACUGAACACAGUGUACUGAUCUGUUAUUGGUCAUACUAAAGGCUGGGCAAGGUUUACUCUGUGGUCGAUUUCCUCCUAUCUUGAUUCUCAUUCAGCACUUGUGAUUUUUCUCUCAUGAACUUUGUGUACUUCUUCACUGCCAAAGAAUUCUCUACCUAAAUAAAUUAUUAUCAUUACUAUGA
Messenger RNA from Oncorhynchus tshawytscha (Chinook salmon), 5865 nucleotides. It is a transcript of the gene rgl1, whose product is annotated as ral guanine nucleotide dissociation stimulator-like 1. Gene Ontology annotation, molecular function: guanyl-nucleotide exchange factor activity. The coding region runs from base 458 to 2902 and encodes 814 amino acids. The record is from RefSeq and is a predicted model, not a curated record. Lineage: Eukaryota; Metazoa; Chordata; Actinopteri; Salmoniformes; Salmonidae. Gene Ontology annotation, cellular component: plasma membrane. Gene Ontology annotation, biological process: positive regulation of GTPase activity; Ras protein signal transduction. The transcript has 17 exons.